Aplysia californica (California sea hare) is the source of this 1860-nucleotide messenger RNA. RefSeq names its product G-protein coupled receptor GRL101. Bases 226 to 1860 code for a protein of 544 amino acids. The transcript has 2 exons. The record is from RefSeq and is a predicted model, not a curated record. Lineage: Eukaryota; Metazoa; Mollusca; Gastropoda; Aplysiida; Aplysiidae. Gene Ontology annotation, molecular function: protein binding; protein-hormone receptor activity; G protein-coupled receptor activity. Gene Ontology annotation, cellular component: membrane. Gene Ontology annotation, biological process: G protein-coupled receptor signaling pathway.
GACGAGACGUUCUGUUGGACAAACGACACAUGUCCGCCCGGCUGUGUGUGCUCGGGAGAAGAAAUCACCUGCCGCUCUGGAUUCGUCGUCGGUGAACUUGUACGUGUGAGGCGACUGGAUAUUUCUCACACUGCUCAACCAAACGACUCACUGACUGUACAAAACCACUACAUAAUCGCCCUGUUUGCCCACAACUCAAAUAUACGACAACUUGGUCUUCUGAGCAUGGUAAACCUAUAUCAUUUGAAUUUAAGCGACAAUGCUUUAAGAAAUUUAGCACCGGACGCCUUUGAAAAGACCCCAGGAAUUCGUCACCUUUCUCUUGCCAGGAAUGAGCUAACCGAGAUGGACCUGCAGUCUAUAACAUCUCUGAAAAACCUUGAAAUCCUCGAUGUUUCAGGGAACUACCAAGUACGUAUCAGAUCAUUUUCCUUCACCGGCCUAGCCAGGCUGAGAAGCUUACAGCUGGACGACAUGGGCCUCACGGUGGUGGAGACUGGCGCCUUUGAUGGACUGCUAGAACUGAGGACGCUCACCAUGAGAGGGAACUCUAUCUCCGUGUUCCAGCAAGGUAUGUUGUUGGCUCUGUCCCAGCUUACCUCACUGAGCGGUGACAACUACAAACUGUGUUGUCCGAUCAUGAAGCCAAAGUCCUUGUCCACAGGAACCUGCCAAGCUCCAAAAGAUGAAAUUUCUUCCUGUGAGGACAUCCUCCGGACGCCCUUUUUCCGGGUUUUUCUGUGGCUCACGGCGUCGCUGACAAUCUUGGGCAACAGCUGUGUCCUGGUUUACCGGCUGUGUGUAGAGCGCAAGCCUUCCACACUGGGCUACAACACGUUCGUCAUCAACCUCUGCGCCUCCGAUCUCCUCAUGGGGAUUUACUUGGCUAUCAUCGGCGCUGCGGACCAAGUCUACAAGGGCCGCUACUUGUGGGAGGCAGACUCCUGGCAAAGCUCCAGUUACUGUUCCCUGGCCGGGUUUCUGUGCACGGUGUCCAGUGAAGUGUCCGCCCUCACCAUCUGUAUGGUCACUCUAGACCGGUACCUGGCCCUGGCCUUCCCGAUGGCCAAUGUCCACCUGACCCCGAAGAAAGCCCGAUGUCUGGUGCUGGUCACGUGGGUUGUCGGUGUCCUGUUUGCUGGAGUUCCUCUGUUACCUCCCUUGUCCCACUGGCGGUUCUACGCUCAGACCGCCGUGUGUGUUCCCCUGCCCAUCACUCGCGCCGACUUCCCGGGGAGAGACUACGCCUUCUCUGUCUUCAUCCUCGUCAACCUGGCCCUGUUUGUGGCUAUCGCCGUUGGGCAAGUUUUCAUCUAUCGCUCAGUGAAGGCCAACAGUUUCAAGAUGACGGUUGCUGUGACGAGUAGGAGAAACCAGGACGCAACGAUUGCCAAAAAAUUAGCCCUAGUUGUCAUCACCGAUUUCUUCUGCUGGUUCCCAAUCGGAGUCAUGGGUCUCCUGUCUAAGGUUGGAGUUCCAAUCCCUGGAGAAGUGAACGUGGUCGCGACCAUCUUUAUCCUGCCUCUCAACUCCGCCCUCAACCCGUACCUCUACACUCUCCCCGCCAUAAGGAAGAAACUGGAGCAGUGGAAGGCAAGAUCGCACCAGAACAAGGCAGGUUCUGCAGGUUUCAGGCUUAGACCCAUAGACCUGCCACACAGAAACGUGAAAAGCGGAUCAACUCCGUUUAAGCCUGGCUGUAGUGGUAGCUCUAUGUCUGCUGGUGGCGCCGCUGACGUCAUCAAGGCCCGGGCCUGCCUGGACAAGCUCCGAGCCUGGCUAGAGAAGGGGCGCAUCUCCAGAGAAAGAGUGACAGAAAUCUUGUCUCACUCCCAGACGAACACGUCUGUGACACCCUAG